Cottoperca gobio is the source of this 880-nucleotide messenger RNA. Its product is annotated as ATP synthase F(0) complex subunit C2, mitochondrial-like. NCBI's taxonomy places the organism in Eukaryota, Metazoa, Chordata, Actinopteri, Perciformes, Bovichtidae. Bases 177 to 596 code for a protein of 139 amino acids. Gene Ontology annotation, molecular function: proton transmembrane transporter activity. The record is from RefSeq and is a predicted model, not a curated record. The transcript has 5 exons. Gene Ontology annotation, biological process: proton motive force-driven ATP synthesis; proton transmembrane transport.
AUUUUAUCGUGUUGAUUCUUUGUAACUCUCUAUAUUUGUCGCUCUAUUAAUCACGGCACUGCUCAGCUCUUGUGAUUUUACAACUAGCUUGUUUUUUAGCGACAUUUUUCGGUUUGCAGCUAUUCUUGACCUUACUUACAGUCCUUUGCUUGACCUGCCCACUACGUCUCAUCGUUAUGUAUGCCUGUGCUAAGUUCGUCUCCACGCCCUCUCUGGUCCGUGCUGGAUCCCGGGCACUGUUCAGACCACUCUCGGUAGUCUCAGAUGGCAGGAAAGCCGAGACUGCUUCACUCCUGGCACCACAGAGCAUUGCAGCCUCCCAGCAGCAGGUGGCGGUGCGGGCGUUCCAGACCAGUGCUGUGAGCCGUGACAUCGACACUGCUGCAAAGUUCAUUGGAGCAGGAGCUGCCACUGUGGGAGUGGCUGGAUCUGGAGCUGGAAUUGGAACUGUGUUCGGUAGCCUCAUUAUCGGAUAUGCCAGGAACCCCUCUCUGAAGCAGCAGCUGUUCUCGUACGCCAUCUUGGGCUUCGCUCUAUCUGAAGCUAUGGGUCUUUUCUGUCUGAUGGUUGCAUUCCUUAUUCUGUUUGCCAUGUAAACCAGUUAGGCAUUUGCUGUAAAGGGAUACAUCACAAUGUUAAUAAGAAUGAGCAUUUUGAGAUGCCCUUGAAUGGUGCGAUGAUGUCAACUUAUUGUGUUGCUCAUUCUUGUUCAUUGGUGUUUCUUAAGUUUGUGAACUCAUUGAUGUAAGAGACUCUGGCAAAUCCAAAUCAUUUGUUUACAUGGUUUUGUAAACAUUGGUUUUACAAUUGUAUUGUAUAUUUAAUCAAAUGUUUUUUGUUAAACAUUAAACCAACAACGGAAGUAAAAUGUUUAAUUCAU